UCUAUCACGUGUUAAGGGAUCACUUCAUUAGGUUAUGUUUGGUUUGAAGAGUUAACAGAGAGAUGAAGUGACAAUCGGCAACAAACAUGCCGAUCUUCUGAUCUACGAUUAUCUGUGCGGGUUUUUUAGAGACGUUCUGCAACUGUUUCUGGUUGUGUAUAUUUGCUUGAUUGGGUGUGCACGAAGCUGAGAGGCAGAGGAUCUGGGGUUUGCAGGAAUCGGAAGACAUGCUCAGAAUCUAACAGGCUGACGAAUUGCCUAGUUGAAGGUUGGAAGUUCCUUGCGAAGCAGGAUUGUGGAGGAUACGCCGCGGAAGCGUUUUCUUAACGAACUGCCUCGAUCCGCCUAGAAAUCAAACCCAUAGCACCAUGAUUGUUUGUGUAGCUGUCGUGGGACACAAUAACAAUCCACUAUACCUGCAGAGUUUCGUUGACGAUGACAAUACCCUAAAAUUUCACUACAUUGUUCACUGCUCUCUGGACGUAAUCGAAGAGAAAGUAAGCAAUUCUAAAAGAGCUGGUGUGAAUCUCAAUGAGACAUUCUUGGGGCUUCUCUACCCUACAGAAGACUAUAAAGUGUUUGGCUAUAUGAGUAACACAAAGAUUAAGUUUGUCCUGGUGACUACGGAUCAUGACUUGCGGGAUGCUGAUGUUCGAAAUUUUUUUCGGCGCCUUCAUGGAGCAUAUGUAGACGCAGCAUCCAACCCCUUCCAUGUACCCGGAAAGAGAAUUACUUCAGCAGCCUUUGCUGAGCGAGUUAGCAACGUUGUGAAGACGUUUGGAUUUGGUGCUGCAGCGUAGAGGAGUCAGUCACUUUUGAUUCUCCAUUGUUCAAGGUUUUAGAAUCACGUAAACUCUGUUUACCCUCUGCAGUUGCAAGGGCAUUAAUGCAGGAAAAUCAUCUCAUGACCUUCAUUAUCACUCUUACAAUUCUCAAGAAUUCAGUUCGUCGACGAGUCUCUUAUCGAAGAAAAAGUUUUAAUAGCCUUCUGGUUUUCCAACUGCAAUAAAUUUUGUCGUUUCAGACCAGCUGAUGCCUAUCCUUAUCCUGCACCAGCUGAUUUGGACGCAGAGUGAGGCUAUUUCCUGAA
Physcomitrium patens is the source of this 1090-nucleotide messenger RNA. RefSeq lists its product as uncharacterized. The record is from RefSeq and is a predicted model, not a curated record. NCBI's taxonomy places the organism in Eukaryota, Viridiplantae, Streptophyta, Bryopsida, Funariales, Funariaceae. Gene Ontology annotation, biological process: endoplasmic reticulum to Golgi vesicle-mediated transport.